UUUCUACUGUGACAUCGAGUGCAUUAUUAGAUACUGAUAUUUUAUACAUAAUGAAGAACAUAGGGAUAUUAAUUUUUUUGGUGGCUAUUACUUUAGCAAGUUCACUUGAUAAAAGGUGCAAAUUACCAUUAGUUUCUGGAAGCUGCUUGGCGUACUUUCCCAGCUACGGAUACAGAGUGGAGACAGGGAAAUGUGAGAGCUUCAUAUACGGAGGUUGCGAAGGGAAUAAAAAUCGCUUCGAGACUCGGAAGGAAUGUGAAGCAGUUUGUAAUGAGGAUCUGUACAGUCAUAGAAAAUUCAAUAAAACUAGCAUCUACGAUAAACUUUAUAACCUAAGAAUGGCAUUAUUAUAUCUUUUUGAAUUAUCCAAAUUGGGGCAUUACUUCCGAAGAUGUUAAGUAAUAAACAUAGAACGCCCGUUAGUAAUUUGGCCAUA
Ostrinia furnacalis (Asian corn borer) is the source of this 436-nucleotide messenger RNA. RefSeq names its product kunitz-type serine protease inhibitor Bt-KTI-like. Bases 51 to 398 code for a protein of 115 amino acids. Gene Ontology annotation, molecular function: serine-type endopeptidase inhibitor activity. Lineage: Eukaryota; Metazoa; Arthropoda; Insecta; Lepidoptera; Crambidae. The record is from RefSeq and is a predicted model, not a curated record. The transcript has 4 exons.